UCUUCUUCUUCUUCUUCUUCCCAACUUGAGUUUUUUUGGAGCGAAAAAGAUUCUACAUGGCCACUUCAGAAGCCGCCCGGCCGUGGCAGUCCUACAACACCGUCUACACCAAUGCCAAAGCCGGCAUGGAAGGCGUGGAUAAGGACAAGGUUCAGAGAGUAGUGUAUGAGAUGAGUAAAGGAUCACAGUACUUUAAGAACGAGGAGAAGAAGGAGGCUUUUAUCAAGGAGAAGAUAGAGAACAUGCGUGCUCGGUGCGCGAAGCUUGCCGCCACAGAUUUGGCUCACUAUCAGAAGGUUGCUGAUAGGAGAAUUGUGGAGUUAGAAGCAAUGCGUGACCUGUCGAGGGUUUGGAUACAUGUGGAUAUGGAUGCUUUCUAUGCAUCUGUGGAGACUUUGAGUGAUCCUUCGUUGAAGGGAAAGCCGAUGGCUGUUGGGGGUAUGUCUAUGAUCUCAACUGCUAAUUAUGAGGCCCGGAGAUUUGGGGUUCGAGCUGCAAUGCCUGGCUUCAUUGCUCGGAAAUUAUGUCCAGAGUUGAUUUUUGUUCCGACGGAUUUCAAGAAGUACACUCAUUAUAGUGAUUUAACUAGAAAAGUGUUUCGGAAGUAUGAUCCUAAUUUCCUGGCCGCUAGUUUGGACGAAGCGUACCUUGAUGUUACUGAGGUUUGCAAAGAAAAAGGCACUACUGGGGAAGAAAUUGCCAAAGAACUCAGAGAUGGUGUUUAUGAAGAGACCGGUCUAACAUGUAGUGCUGGAGUGGCACCAAAUCGUCUACUUGCUAAGGUUUGCUCAGAUAUAAACAAGCCGAAUGGACAGUUUAUUUUACCAAGCAAUCGGAUGGCUGUGAUGACAUUUAUAUCCUCACUUCCUGUACGAAAGAUUGGGGGGAUUGGAAAAGUCACUGAACACAUAUUAAGGGAUGCUCUGGGAAUAAAUACUUGUGAGGAGAUUCUGCAAAAGAGCAAUUAUAUAUGUGCCCUAUUUUCUAAUUCUUCAGCAGAUUUUUUCCUCUCUGUGGGACUUGCCAUUGGGAGGACAGAUACUCCUGAAGUCAGAUUGAGGAAAAGUAUAAGUAAUGAGCGGACCUUUUCAGCCACAGGGGACGAAUCGUUUCUCUAUCGCAAAUUAGCUGAGAUUGCAGAGAUGCUAUCUACUGACUUGCAAAAGGAGGGCCUUUGUGGGCGCACAUUGACUCUUAAACUCAAAACCGCAUCUUUUGAGGUUCGCACUAGAGCUGUGACUUCUCAAAAAUAUAUAUGCUCGAAUGAGGAUAUAUUAAAACAUGCUUCAAAGUUGCUCAAGGCUGAACUUCCUGUUUCUAUAAGGCUUAUAGGUCUGCGGGUGUCUCAUUUUGCUGAAGAAAAGGGUGCUCCAUCUGAUCCUACACAAAAAACUCUCACUGACUAUCUUUUAUCAGGAGAUGCUUCAAGGAAAACUAUGGGUGAUCAAAUCUCAUUCGACUCAGACUCUUUUGAUCAUCACUCGAUACACGGUGAAGAAUCCUGCUUAUUUAAAGGAACCCAUGAAACAUAUCCAGUUGAUCAUGAAGAUCCUCUAGAUGGCAAUGAUUCUUCAAAUUUUGAUGACCUGAAGUUUACUUUGGUCAACACUUUUGUAGAAAAGGAAAAGCUUGAGGAAUCUACAAGUAAUGCAAGUGUAGAAAAGAUGAAUUUAAAUGACAUACGGACUGAGCACAAUGUACAGAAUGGAGUUUCAUCGUUGUUGAGAGCAGGUGAUUCCUUUUUUGGGAACUCUGAGUGUAGUAGCAUAGACAGAGGGAAUAGUGUAACUAGCAUCCUUGAGGAUUGUCAAGUUCCGUCUUCCCAUCAGAAAGAUUGGUUUUUGUGGGUGGACGACUACAAGUGUUCGAUAUGUGGAAUAGAAAUGCCACCAGAUUUUGUUGAAGAACGGCUAGAACAUGUUGAUUUUCAUCUUGCUGAGAAGCUUCAGAAUGAAGAAUCUGGCAUUGAGUUGAGAAAGUCCACGCCAAGGCCAAGAAAUGUCAACAAGGAUCAAGAAUUGAGCAGAAGGAAACACAAGAAACAUAAACCAGCUCCAAAAGGAACAAAACACAUUGAUGUCUUCUUUGUUAAGAGCAGUCAGAACUUCUAAAAACCAGAAAAUAUAUUUGUUACCGGCUGUCUUGUACAUCUGUGUAAAUAACAUAAUGUAAUUUGUUCGUAAUGAACUGUAUACUUCAGAUUUUUGUUUUCUAAAUUUGGUGAAUAAUGAUUUCAAUAGUGAA
Argentina anserina (silverweed cinquefoil) is the source of this 2244-nucleotide messenger RNA. RefSeq names its product DNA polymerase kappa. The transcript has 14 exons. Bases 57 to 2111 code for a protein of 684 amino acids. The record is from RefSeq and is a predicted model, not a curated record. Lineage: Eukaryota; Viridiplantae; Streptophyta; Magnoliopsida; Rosales; Rosaceae. Gene Ontology annotation, molecular function: DNA-directed DNA polymerase activity; damaged DNA binding. Gene Ontology annotation, cellular component: nucleus. Gene Ontology annotation, biological process: error-prone translesion synthesis.